CGUCCAAUCAGGUGCGAGGAGACGGCGGCUCGUAAUUUUGAACCUCGGGCUCCUCAGCUCGGAGUCAGACCUCGAGCCCCGGCUUCUCAUGGAGGUUUCCAGCUGCUCCCUGCUCGGGUGAAGUGGAAGCUUCGCCUCUGCCUCAUGCGAUCGAGAUGAAUUCUCAUGUGAUCACUCCUGGACCGUACCGAGCCACCAAACUGUGGAAUGAAGUCACCCGUCUGUUUCGGGCUGGCAUGCCCCUCAAGAAACAUCGCCAAAACUUUCGGCACCACGCCUCCUGCUUCACCGCCUCGGCUGCCGUGGACUGGCUGCACCAGCUGCUCCUUAGCAACAGCAAUUUUGGCCCAGACGUCACCAGACAACAGACGCUACAGCUCCUGAAGAAGUUUCUGAAGAACCACGUCAUCGAAAAUGUGAAGGGUCGCUGGGGCACUGAGGACCUGGAGGACAACAACUCGCUCUACAGAUUCCCCUCCACUUCUCCUCUAAAACCGAUUCCCUGUCCAGCUCCAGCCUCCAGCUCCAUAAGGAAAAGACCGUCACUCAGGGACAAGGACGGUUUCUUCAGGUUCAGGAGUUUAAAGAAGCAUGAGAAGGAGACACAAGAAAAUGUGGAUCCUGCUCUCCAAACAGGGGAAGAGAAUCAUCCAACAGGAGAUCAGCAGAUGCAGAGACGAGAGCUGACAGUGGAGGACGAACAGGACAUCUGGAGAGACAUCACCCUGACCCACCUGCAGAGGAUUCUGGGUCUUGCGUCUCUUGAAGAGGUUUUAAACCAGCGUCAUGUAAACCCCCACAACAUCAUCCACAAUAUGACCAAAGUCAACAAGCACGGAGUGGUCACACUGGACGACAAGACCAAUGACCUUCCACACUGGGUCUUGUCUGCCAUGAAGAGUUUGGCCAACUGGCCAAAGUACGACAGUGCUCAGCCGUCCUAUCCCGGCUUCGAGAGGGAUGUCUUCAAAAAUGUGUCCGAUUAUUUCUACAGCCUCCCACAGCCGUUACUCACGUACGAACUGUACGAACUGUUUAUCAACGUUCUGGUGUUUUGUGGGUACGUCGCAGCACCCACUACGCACCAACCUGGGAAACGCAAGAAGCCUGACCUUCCCUCAGCGCCCCCUCCAGCCAAGGCAUCGUUUCGCUCCACCGAGUGUCUCCUCCUGUCACUUCUCCGACAGGGGACGUGCGAUGAGGGCGAGUCGCCCAUGAGAGAUGUGCUUGGCGGGAAGCUUCAGUCUCGGAUGGCGGCGCUAAAGGGAGGUGGCGCCGGCGACCCUCAGUUUGGUGGCAGCUGCACGAGCCUGAGUACACUUGUUUCCACGAGACCUCAAACCAGGAGUUGCUCGCUGGAAACCAUCCUCAGUGACUCUGCUUCUCUCACCCGGCAACAGCUGUUCCUGUCCAAUGACAGCCUGGCGUCCUGCAGCAGGAGCCACAAUGACAGUUCCGCCGUCACCACACCUCACAGUGACUUUGCCCCCGUGACCAAAGCAACCCCCGUCACACGUGAACCUGCUCCAGGAGUUAAAACAAGGAACAGACUGUCAGUCGCACAGAGGCUCCACCCCCUGCGGCCGCGCAGCGUCGGCAGCUGUCUAGAUAUUGUCAUAGAAACCAGGGAGGAGGAUGACAAAGAGACCAACUGGCAGGGCCGAGCAGCGAGCUGCCUCAAUGUAAACGCUCCUACAGACCGGCAGCACUUCUCCGCAGCUUCACGUCCUUCCUCGUCCUCCUAUCGUCCCUCCUCCUCUUCUUUUCAUCCUUUCUCCUCCCUCUCUUCAACGGCUUUGGCCAAAGCACAAGAGGCUCGUGCUACUGCAGGACCCAGCGGGCCCAGACCCGCCUCCAGUACUUCUAAUCUCUGGAUGCCGCCUGCCCCCGCUGUUGUCCGCCGCUGCCUCAGCUCUCUGGACGUGUCCAAGCUGCCUCGACCUGUUUCACUGUUCAAACGUCCUGUCUGUGUCCCCGCCAGCAGCUCUCACCCCCCUCAACCCAAACCUGAGCACAGUCUUCUCCAGUCUCACUGUGAGCGCGUGGCCAUCGAGGCCCUGCAGCUCUGCACCCUUCUCCUCCCCCCCACCUCCCGCAGGAAGUUGCAGCUCCUCAUGAGGAUGAUGUCACGCAUCAGCCAGAACGUGGACAUGCCCCGCCUCCACCCCGCCAUCGGCACCCGAACACUGAUGGUUCACACGUUUUCAGGCUGCGUCCUGGGCAGCGCUGAGGAGUGUGACUUGGACGAACUGUUGGCCACCAGACUGGUGUCGUUUCUAAUGGACCAUCAGCAGAGCAUCCUCUCAGUCCCAGAGUACCUGCUCAGUGCCAUCAAUGACCACAUACAGUACCUCCGCACAGCACAGGUCCCCAUCGACACUGGUUUCAGUGUGGACGGCAGCGAUCUGGUCAGCAUUCCGGUGCCCGUGUUCGCGUUCUGCCAUCAGAUUAGCGGAGCUGAGUUUGAGAAGCAAAAGCAGGCGUCUUCCCAGAAGGCCAUGGAGGAUUUACUGGAGAUCCUGCUGACGGACCCAAACAUCAGUGAGAAGGACAGACGCAAGAAGCUGAAGCAGUUCCAGAAGCAGUACCCAGACAUCUACAGUCAUCGGUGCCCCGCCUCUGACAGGGAGAACAAGAGAGACAGCAAGCCAAAGAUCAAACCCGCCCUCCUCAACAUCAAGAAAACCAAAGCUUUCAGCAUCAGGAACUAAGUUUCACCGAGAGUCGACAGAGAAGCUCCAGUCAACACGACGCCUGUGCUGCACUGAUGCUGCGACUCCUGAGAGAGCAUUCUAAACUGUCAUUACAUUGGAACCCUGUUGGUCUUGUUGUGUCUCAGUUAUGUGGCUGGAGGACUUCAUGUUUGUGUCGUGUGCGUGUUUGUGACGUGUGUGUGUGCGUGUUCAGUAAGAUGAAGGCAGGCGAACAGACAGAAGCUCAGAAGAGUUCACGUUACUUAGUGUGUUAAAGUUCAGCAGGAUUUUACUUCUGUAAACUCCCCUUUUCCUUCUCACAUCACCUUCCUCUUGUGUAUUGGUAGGUAAUACUGACGUGUGUGUGUGUAUUCAGUGUGCAUUUUGGGAAAAAUAUGCAAGUCUGGGAUCACUGGUACACGUGGGAGUAACUAGAUUAUAGAUUAAUUUAUAUGAUGAUGUCAUUUGGAGCAGUGCUAACGUAUGAAGUGUAUUUUGUAAUAGUUCCUGUUUUAUAGAGUUAACAAAACAUUUUCAUAGAUUCUCAAGUUUUAUCUGAAGGAUAAGGUUUCGUGUUUCUUCUUAGUUUUGUGUCUGUGUAUGAUUUUAGCAAGUUUACUCUUUUUAUUUAAAGAUGCUCCACAGAAGGGAUUUUCUCAUAUAUUUGAUUUCUGGUUUCGGAGAUCCCCUCGCCCGUUUUGGUUCUUGUACAUAGUUCGUCCCUGCUGUUUACUGGACAGAGCAGUGUUUCCCACUGGGGUUGUGCUGUGAACGACCAGUGAGGUAACGUCAAACGGUUAAUUUAUACAUAUUUAAUGAAUAUCUGACUCCCUAAAGAAGACUUUUACCCGUGUUGCUUAUAAUGAGCGGAGCUGAUGUCGAUUGGGUUUUAAAUUGAAGUGUAACACGGAGCCCCCCCCCCCCUCUUGUUCUAUAUGAAGUAUUUGUUCCGCCCUGGUACGUGUUUGUCUGAUACCUCAGAUAUGAUGUGUUUUAAGUGUAGACACUCAUCAGUGUUUUUGGUGAAGACCUUUACAGAGGAAUGUUAUUUUACUCUUCCUCAUUGUUUACUAUGCAAAGUUCUGGGAAAUAAACCUUCUUUUUC
This is a messenger RNA of Paralichthys olivaceus (Japanese flounder), 3798 nucleotides long. It is a transcript of the gene depdc1, whose product is annotated as DEP domain containing 1a. The record is from RefSeq and is a predicted model, not a curated record. Lineage: Eukaryota; Metazoa; Chordata; Actinopteri; Pleuronectiformes; Paralichthyidae. Gene Ontology annotation, biological process: intracellular signal transduction.